AUGCUCUUCUCACAAAUCGUCAGUCAACCAACGCCCAUGGCUGCGCCUGUUGUUGAGACGGGACAGCAACGCCUCAAAGGGAGAUUAGUUCUGGACGAGCUACCUGUCGAGAUUGUCGUCGAGAUUGCGACCAAUCUCGACUUUGAGGGGUUCGGUAGCAUGUUGGGUGUCAGCAGCUUCAUGAGGUGCAUCUUACAGAAAUAUUGGAGGUAUAUCCUGUCUUCCAUCAUCGAACGGGAGUUCACGCCUGUGGGGUUGUUCUUUCGGGCAUUUGAAACGGGUGAGGUAACUAGGGUUGGGAAUAGGUCUGCGAGGGAGUGGUUGGGACGGUUGACGGGGGUUGGGGGUGGCCGUGAUUGGAGGGAUAGGGAGAUGGACCGUAUCAUGAACUUUUGCCGGGGCGUCAAACUCUGGGAGGCGGAAUUCCAACGGUUCAGAUUCUACGACUGUGAUGUUGGGGAAAUGAGGUUGAUGAAUGGGAGGGAAAGGGAGCGGUUUAGGAGGGGGUUAUUUAUUUGGGAUUGGUUUGCGAGGGUGCAUCAUGCUGGACGGCAGACCCGACGGACGGCGGAGCCGGUGGCGUUUAUGAGGAGGUUUUCCACUACGGAACUACAUGAGUUGAAUGAUGUCUGGGAGACGGUUUGGGCUGCGGUGGGGAGGGAGGUUUGUCCUUCUGUUACGGCGGUUAUGGAGGUGAUUGGGGAUAGGUCGCUCGCAGAGGGGAUUGGGUGGGGGGAUGGGGAGGAGAAUAGGCAGAUUUUAGGGACGGUGAUGAAAUUAGGGCCGGGGGAUUUGCUGAGGUUGUUGGCGGGGGGAGGGGGGAAGAUUCCCCGGACGGGGGGGUUUGUUUAG
This is a messenger RNA of Podospora anserina S mat+, 852 nucleotides long. RefSeq lists its product as uncharacterized. NCBI's taxonomy places the organism in Eukaryota, Fungi, Ascomycota, Sordariomycetes, Sordariales, Podosporaceae. The transcript has 3 exons. The record is from RefSeq and is a predicted model, not a curated record. Bases 1 to 852 code for a protein of 283 amino acids.